This is a messenger RNA of Penicilliopsis zonata CBS 506.65, 2226 nucleotides long. RefSeq lists its product as hypothetical. The transcript is spliced from 4 exons. The record is from RefSeq and is a predicted model, not a curated record. Gene Ontology annotation, biological process: vacuolar transport; protein localization to membrane. Gene Ontology annotation, cellular component: Golgi apparatus; membrane. Bases 1 to 2226 code for a protein of 741 amino acids. NCBI's taxonomy places the organism in Eukaryota, Fungi, Ascomycota, Eurotiomycetes, Eurotiales, Aspergillaceae.
AUGGCUAUUGCGUGGGCCUUGCGUCCACGGCGGUGGGCGCUCUGGUUGCUGCUGCUGGUCUCCUGCGCCCGAGCGUUCUACAUCCCAGGGUAUUCGAUUAAAAGCUAUCGAGACGAGGAGCCGAUCCCCCUCCUGGUAAACAAGAUCUUCUCCGACCACACCCAGCUGCAAUAUGCCUACUUCGAUCUCCCCUUCGUUUGUCCUCCGAGUGGUGAGAAGCACGGCGGUUCGCCGUUUGGAUCGGGCCAGAGCGUCUCCCUCAAUCUGGGCGAGGUGCUGCGUGGCGACCGGAUCAUGACGUCUGACUUCGAGCUGCUCAUGGGGAAAGACGUGCAGUGUCAGGCCCUGUGUACGCAGGAGGUCGGCCGCCAGGAUGUCAAACGGGCUCGCCAGUUGAUCAAGCAGGGCUACGUGGCCGAAUGGAUCGCGGACAACCUGCCAGGCGCGACCAGUUUCGUCACCGUCGACCGCAGCCGCAAGUACUACGCGACGGGGUUCAAACUGGGCUACCAAGAUUUCUCCCCGGCGGAUGGCAAGCCGCGGUAUUUUAUCAACAACCAUUUCACCAUCGUCAUCCGCUGGCGGAAAGCUCCCGGGAAGGCGGGCGAUGACGGGGGCAAGGCCGUGGUCGGCUUCGAGGUCUACCCCAAGAGCAUCGCCGCGUCGGAACACGAGUCCAAGGGCUGCCCCAAAAACCCACAUGACGAUCACCUGGGCCUGGAGCUGAACCUCCCCUUCGACAUGGCCAAGCUACGCGAGAAGUAUCCGAGCUCUUCAUAUAUUCCGGAGGAAGACGACGAUCUGGACGAUGGAGCCACGCUGAAGAUCCCCUACACGUACUCGGUCUUUUUCCAGGAAGAAAACAACGUCGAAUGGUCGAACCGGUGGGACCUUUACUUCAGCAACCAGGAGGAAGGCUCCAUGACGCACUGGCUAGCCAUUCUAAAUUCAUUGACCAUCUCCGGCGUGCUCGGGGUGACGGUGCUCGUGAUCUGGAGCCGGACGGUGCAGGGCGACAUCAAGGGUCGCGGCGACGGCGCGAUGGAAGACGGAAAGCUGAAGCGGUCAUCAAGGACCAAGUUGCCGAACAAGGAAGGCCUCCUCGACCAGAGCGCCGCCGAUGUCGAGCGCGACGGCGAUCUGUCGUCUGACGACGAGGCGGGCGAGGACAUGACCGGCUGGAAGUUGCUGCAUGGCGACGUGUUCCGCGUGCCGGCGUACAGCGGCCUACUUGCGCCGCUCGUCGGCUCCGGCAUGCAACUCCUGUUCAUGGCUGCGGGUCUCUUGCUGCUUAGCUGUCUGGGGGUGUUGAACCCGAGCUUCCGGGGCGGCUUCGUCAGCGUCGGCAUGGGUCUCUUCGUCUUUGCCGGGUUGUUUUCCGGAUAUUUCUCGGGCAGGCUAUACAAGACCUUUGGAGGAGUGAACUGGCGCAAGAAUACCAUCAUUACUGCUCUGUUCUUCCCCGGCCUGACCUUCUGUCUCGUCUUCAUUCUGAAUCUCUUCGUGUGGGCCCAGGCGUCGAGCACGGCCAUCCCGUUCGGUACCCUGGUCGGUCUCCUCGCGCUGUGGCUGCUGAUCCAGGUGCCCCUGGUGUAUGUCGGCAGCUGGUUUGGCUUUGUGCGUGCCACGGCGUGGGAGCACCCGACCAAGACAAACUCGAUCCCUCGCCAGAUCCCGCCGCAACCGUGGUAUCUGCGCGAUACGUACGGCGCCGUGCUGACCGGGCUGGUGCCUUUCGCCGUGCUCUUCAUCGAACUGCUCUUCGUCUUCAAGAACUUGUGGCAGGACAAGAGUGGCUACUACUAUGUCUUUGGCUUCCUGAGUGUCGUCUGCACCAUUCUGAUCGUCACCGUCAGCGAAGUCACCAUCAUUGCAACAUACAGUCAGCUCUGUGCCGAGAAUUACCAUUGGUGGUGGCACAGCUUCCUGACCGGCGGCAGCAGCGCGUUCUGGGUGUUUGCGUAUUGCAUCUGGUACCACUUCUUCAAGCUGCACGUCACCGGGUUCGUGUCGAGUCUAUUCUUCUUCAGCUACAGCUUCCUUGCCUGCGCGGUCUACGGACUGUUGACGGGCACGGUGGGGUUCCUGACUGCCUACGCGUUUGUGCGACGCAUGUAUAGGUAUGUAGACCUGAAGAAACCUUACCCACCUACCUACCUCCCUUUUCUGGCCCUUGAGCCCUUGCUAACUUCCACAGUGCGGUCAAAGUGGACUGAUGUAGACUGA